AUGGUUGUCACCAAGGGGCUCCCGGACCCUCCCGGCCGCGGCGACCAGGAGGCCAAGGCCCGGGACCGGCCCCCGAGCGAGGGCGACGAGCCUUCCGCCGAGGCGCAGCAGACCGGCUUUCUUGGGUCCACCCUGAAGGUCCUCAAAUUCAUCGCCGAGCAAUGGCUGAUCAUAGGGUUCGGUCUUGCCUGUCUGUUUGGGUAUUUGUGGCCCGAUGUCGCAUCCAAGGGUGGAAUAAUUAGGUCCGAGUACAGCGUCCUGUAUGGCUCGGUGGCUAUCAUAUUCUUCGUCAGUGGGCUACAAUUAUCGCCAGAGAAGCUCCGCAUGAACCUCUUCAACUGGAGGCUGCACAUCCUCACCCAGGGCAUCAGUUUCAUAGUGAUACCGCUUAUUUGGCUAGCCAUCAUGUGGAUCAUCAUCGCCGCCGACGGCACAAAGACCAUCGAGCCGGCCAUCCUGGUGGGCAUGCUCGUGCUCAGCUGCCUCCCGACGACCAUCGCCUCCAACGUCGUCAUGACCCGUAACGCGGGCGGCGACGACGCCGCGGCCAUCAUCGAGGUCGUCAUCGGCAACGUCUUCGGCUCCUUCCUCUGCCCGGGCCUCAUCUACAUCUUCAUCCCGACCGUGGCCGAGUUCGGGGACUGGGCGCCCUCGGACGCCUCGGGCAUCCCCGAGAUGUACAGGCACGUCGCCAUGCAGCUGGGGCUGAGCGUCCUCGUCCCGAUAGCGCUGGGGCAGACGCUCAGGAUCCUUUUUAAGAAGAGGGUCCUCUGGGCGCUGGACACGUUCUGCCUGGCUAAGGUGUCGACCUUCUUCCUGUGUACGCUGGUGUGGUCCACAUUCUCCAACGCCUUUAAGACAGGUGCCAUCAAGAGGCUCCCCACGCAGUCGAUCCUCUUCAACGUCUUCAUGAACGUGGGCCUGUACGCGCUUUUCACGGGCGUCUGCUUCGUCGCCGCGCGGCCCCCGCACAGGCUGGUCGUCGCCUUCGAGACGCGCGCGGCGCAGCGGUACAUCCCCCGCCCGGUCCGGCGGGUCGUCGCGCCCAAGCAGAUGUCCAAGGAGCAGACGGUGGCCGUGUGCUUCUGCGGCGCGGCGAAGACCACUAGCGUCGGGAUCCCGCUCGUGGCGGCCAUGUGGCACUCCAAGGGCGCCGACACCCAGGCCACCCUCGCGAUACCCGUCCUGCUGUACACCAUGGAGCAGGUCUUCCUCGCCCAGGUCCUCGUCUACGUCUUCCGGUGGUACCUGCGGCGCGGGGAGACGCACAAGGAGAGCAUGGACAUGGAGGCGCUGCGGGCGCGCCGCCCCGGCGGCUGGAGGAUGUUGAUGGGGCGGUUGAUCAGAGGGCCCACGACGGCGGCGGAGGUGGGACCAGAUUUACUGGUGAUGGUGGGGUGA
Diaporthe citri is the source of this 1401-nucleotide messenger RNA. RefSeq lists its product as uncharacterized. Bases 1 to 1401 code for a protein of 466 amino acids. Gene Ontology annotation, cellular component: plasma membrane. The record is from RefSeq and is a predicted model, not a curated record. The transcript has 4 exons. Lineage: Eukaryota; Fungi; Ascomycota; Sordariomycetes; Diaporthales; Diaporthaceae.